UGUCUGCAUUAUAUGAUAUGUGGACAAUUUUAAAAGUGAAACGACUUCCUUUGUUUUCAUAUUGAAGCAAUGCGUGAACGAAUAGAAAUGGAAAAUAUUUUGGAGCGUCUGUUAUUUUGACAUUCUGGUGAUUGGGAGCAUAAAGGUGAAAAUAUACCUCGACUUCUCAUGAUGAUGAAUUCAGAAAAUUAAGAAACCCACCAAAAAGCGACAUUUCGGGAGACAAUGUGGUCUGGGAUGUUUAACAUUAGGUCCAUGGAGCAGAAAAAGACUAAGGAUCACCCUUAAAGAAUGACAUGUUUUCUACAAUCGUUUAUCUUAUCGGCAUUGAAUGGAAUUCUACUCAUUGGCUCAGCAUAUAUCAGUAAAUCAGCAGUUAAUAUUUUUGUAUCUGGAUUACCUAAUGAGAGCCUGUUUCAAACGGCAAAUAGUUCACGGAGGUCUACUGUACAUCUCGGUGGCCCGAUUAAAGUAGAAGCACAUCACACUUCAUUCCGGAAAGAAAACAUCUUAAUUCCAACAGAAAUCGAAAACUACCAGUCCUUUCGCCACGCAAGGAAUGCUAUGGAUUCGAACAGCAAAGAUAGUGGUACAGAACAGGAAUACAUUCCAAGAAUCUCCAACGACAAAAGCCUUAUGGACUUUUCUUCCUCAAACACUACAUACAAUUCCCCGACUUUCAUAAAAUCAUUCGAUCAUCCUAGCAUAAUUUUUUUCAAAAGAGUGUCCGUAAAUGGAAGUAGUAAUGGCACAGAAGAUGGUGUGAAAUUAAAUACGUUUUUAUUAAAUGAAAACUGUAGUGAAACAUGUGAACUUGUUUUAAAUCCUACCAACAAAUAUCAAACCGUUGAUGAAUUAGUGACUGAAAUUUUCGAAUCUUUAAAAAAGGAAUUCUUUGAACACCGACUGGAAAAUGAAACUAAAUAUUAUGACUAUUACCCUGUCACUUCCAAUACUUCUGAUAUAAGCAACUUCUUAGGUUAUAAUCUAACUGUUAUGUUUGAUUGUUACAUAUCACAAAAUGAUGAGUUAAAAAUAACAUGUUACAAUGUUUCUUUGUAUGAGGUAUCGGAAUAUAUACCAGUUGAAACAAGAGAUUUAGACAUAUCCGAUAGUCCAGCAAUGAUCUUGACAAAGCCACUUUUCCCACAUUUAACAAAUUUAACAACGCUAAGACUACACAACAAUCGUCAUCGAUAUAUUACCAGAGCCUUUACUGGACUUCAGAGACUAGAAUCAUUAGACCUUAGUAAAAAUAAUAUCCAAGUUCUUUUUAGGAAGCUAUUUGAUUUCACCCCGAAUCUUAAAUCAUUAAAUUUGUCCAUGAAUUCAAUCUUGAGGUUGGAGACAAUAGCAAUUGCGCUCGGUAAAUUACAAUAUUUUGAAAAUUUGACUUUAGACAAUAACCUUCGUAUUAAACGAAUACUCAAAUCAGAACUUGAACCUUUAAGAAACACUAAACUUCUAACAUUUAGUUUGUUUAGCUCAACCCUUAAUACAAUUGAAAAAGGUGCAUUUAAACAUCUGCCUUUCUUGAAAAUUUUAGACUUAUCAUUAAAUUACAUGAAUGAGAAUGCUUUAACAAAUGUUACCAGCAGUGUUCAAAGUUCACUUGAAUAUCUGGGAGCAGUGUCCUUAGUUGGUUUAAAUUGGUUUCCUGUUGAAUCCUUACUUUAUCUGCAAAAUACUUCAAUAUAUCGUCUAGAUCUUUCAAGUAAUUUCUUUACUCAGGUACCCGAACUUCCAUCUCUCCCAUCUCUUAAAUCCCUUUGGCUUUCUUAUUGCUCUCUAAAUAUAAUUCAGAUAGGAGCAUUUGAUAAUUUACCAAAUUUAGAAGAAUUAGUACUUAGCAACAAUGAGCUUAUAACACAUCCUGUUAGAGAUACAUCACUAAAUAAUUUAAGAACAUUAAUAUUAAAAAGACAAGUAUCUAGGUAUAGCAUAAAAUUUAGUUUGCCUGACUUUGCAUUUAAAAAUAGUAAUCGUCUAGAAAUAUUAGAUCUGUCAAAUACAUUAAUUGAUUCCAAGCUGUCACGCUAUUCUUUGCAUGGCUUAAAAAGUUUGCGAUUAUUAGAUUUGUCAGUAACUAAAAUUCUAGAAAUUGAAGAUUAUGCAUUUGAAACACUAUUUUCAUUAGAAUUCCUUGUUCUUAAUGGAAACUCUUUGCGUUAUCUGACCAAUUUCACUUUCUUUGGGUUACAAAAUUUGACUCAUCUUUACCUUUCUUCUAAUUACUUACAGUUCUCUUACCCAGUGUACCCUUUAAAACAUUUACCAUUCUUGAUGACUGUAUUUUUCCACAAUAAUAAAAUAGUGUCAUUUCCAAAAGGAUUUUUCAGCAGCAUUUACAAUUUAAAAGUUCUGAUCAUGUCAAACAACGCUCUUGUGCCAUGGUCUGAGGAAAUUUUCAAUAAGAAUUCUUCCUUAACCGCUCUAAGUUUGUCAGGAAACCAAUUAAGUUAUGUUACUCCUUCGAUGCUCUCUGACUUCAAACAAGUUAAUGAAUUUUUAGAUAUAACUAGAAACCCAUUCAAUUGCUCAGUGUGCGGAAUGGAAGAAUUUCAACAUUUUUUGAAAUCCUCAAAUUUAACCUUUAAUGUGCAAAUGAGUGGAGAAGAAUUGGAUUCUACUCUUAUGUGUACAGAACCAGCAUUUCUGAGAGGCCAGCCAUUUUUAGAUAUCGAAAUGACAUUGAUACAGUGUUCAGAGAUGCAGGAAGAAGUCUUAAGUUUAUUUAGCUUGUUAAUAAUAGUUCUUGCAUUGUUGUUUAUUACAAUAGCUAUAUGUAUGUGCUAUUUCUUCAGAUGGUAUAUUCGGUAUUGGGUUUUUCACGUUAAAGCAAAAGUGAAAGAAAAAAUUAGGCAUGACUUUGAAAAUGAACAGCGCUAUGCGUUUGAUGCUUUUGUAUCUUACAACUCGCACGAUAAUUAUUGGAUUGCUAAAUAUCUCGUUCCUUCAUUAGAACAUAAAGAUCCAAAAUACAAACUUUGCGUUCACGAGCGUGAUUUUCAAGUCGGCCGCUUGAUAACUGAAAAUAUUUUAGAAGCGAUUGAAGCCAGUCGAAAUGUUAUUUUAAUUUUAACUGAAGAUUUUAUUAAGAGCGAAUGGUGCAUGUUCGAAUUACAUAUGGCACAGCACAGGCUUUUUGAUGAUACAAGAGAUUGUCUUAUUUUAGUCAAAUUAAAAGACAUCGAUAGGAAAAUUUAUACCAAAAACUUGAUGUACUUAGAGAAGACAAGAACUUGCUUAACGUGGACAGAGGACAAGACAGGCCAAAAGUUAUUUUGGGAAAGAAUGAGAAGAGCUUUAGGUCAUCCUUUGAAAGUGUCCUUUUCUACAGAUAUAUGCAUAACUUGAAUAUUAUGCAAUAACUUUACCAUGAAAUUCAUUAUAAAAGUUGUUUUACGUAUAUGUUUCUAUCCUUAUUAAAUAAUGCAACAACUUUAAACAGAAAUGAAGACUGACACUCAAAGAAAGAACGAAGACUGGUGCCACUUAUAAGCAAGUGGAUUGUAUUUAAAUUCUGUCAAAUCCCCCUUCUCCCGAUUGAUUUAACAUUCUGUGCCUGCAUAUGAUCGCUCGAAGUUCUAGUUAAUUUGGCUUAUUAGAAAAUUUCUGAAAAUCAAGAUCGUUCUACUAUAAGUUUGCUUAGAUUUUAGAAGAGGACAUAUUCUGAACAGCUAAGAAUGAAAAACAGCUGAAAUGAAGUCUGCCAAAUUAUGCAGAGCAUAUUUUGGACUUCCUAAAGUACUUCAUUUGUUUUUCAUCCUAUGCAGAUUGUUAUCUAAAGAAAAAUAUCUUCAUCCAAGACGUCUUUGUGAAAAACUUUUGCUUAUUAUAUUUCAUAUUAAAAUAAAUGUUUUCAUAU
Molecule: messenger RNA, 3868 nt
Organism: Argiope bruennichi
Lineage: Eukaryota; Metazoa; Arthropoda; Arachnida; Araneae; Araneidae
Product: toll-like receptor 2
Exons: 4
Coding region: 292-3357 (1021 amino acids)
Biological process (GO): immune response; toll-like receptor signaling pathway; inflammatory response
Cellular component (GO): membrane
Molecular function (GO): protein binding; transmembrane signaling receptor activity
Source: RefSeq, a predicted model, not a curated record